CUGGAGGCAAAUUGUGACCCAGAUAUCAAGGACACUGAAUACGGCUGGACCGCACUGAGUUGGGCAGCUGGACACAGCCAUGAGGGAGUUGUUAGACUCUUACUGACAAAGGGUGUCGAUCUCGUUGGAAGUGAUUACAAAGGCCGGACUCCGCUGUCUUGGACAUACAUCCUCAGAAAAGGACAUGCAAAUGUGGUACAAUUCUUACUGGACAAUGGUGCCGAACUUAUCCUUACUAAAUCAAUGCUCAACCGACAUCCUCUGAUGUGGGCGGUUAUGGAAGGAAAUGCGGAUGUGGUCAAAGUCUUACUGAGCCAGGAUGUUAAUCUAAAACUCCAAGACCCGAUGACUGGGGAGACCCCACUCCUAUGGGCUGCAGGAAGUGACCAUGAGACCAUGGCCAUGUUACUUUUAGGGGGAGGAGCUGAU
This is a messenger RNA of Aspergillus sclerotioniger CBS 115572, 429 nucleotides long. Its product is annotated as ankyrin repeat domain-containing protein. Lineage: Eukaryota; Fungi; Ascomycota; Eurotiomycetes; Eurotiales; Aspergillaceae. The annotation marks the transcript as partial. Gene Ontology annotation, molecular function: protein binding. Gene Ontology annotation, cellular component: cytoplasm; nucleus. The transcript has 2 exons. The record is from RefSeq and is a predicted model, not a curated record.